CUGACACUUUGUCUCUGCUGUGACCCCCGGGCCUGCGUCCGGUGGGUGAGGCACAGAGGAGCAGGAGAUAAGACGCAUCCACACCGCUUGCAGACGGAGCUCAAUCUUCAUGCCUUAAUUUGUCCAAAAUAAAAAAGGUUGUGAAACUUUACGAUGUGGUGACGGCAGAGUGACAACUGACGUGCGUGUGGAAUUCACCAUGUUGCUUGAGUACUGUGAGUCAGUCAGCUACAACACAGGAUGAGACACACUGCUGGAAAAAGAAGAAGUGGCUGAAAUUUAGAUCCAGCAAAAAGUGAGACCGUCUGCACUCGAGACAAUGACGGGAACACUCCUAUUGUGGGUCCUCAUCCUAUAUGCCUCGCUCAAGCCCUCAGAGAGCCAUGGCCACGACUUUGACGAGGUGAAGGACUACGAGGUUGUUCGACCCAUCAGACUUCACUCAGUUAGAAAGAGACAUACAGAGCAUCUCAGGCCAGAGACCGUUAAGUAUGCUAUGACGGUGGGAGGAAGAGACAUCGAAAUGCGACUCGAAAGAAAUCAUGAAUUACUCACCAAAGACUACACGGAGACCUACUACCAAGAAGACGGGACUCAAGUCACCACAGCUCCGGAUGACGUCGAUCACUGCUACUAUCAUGGGAGCAUUGUGAAUGACAGCCAGUCAUCCGUUAGCAUCAGCACUUGUGAUGGACUCAGGGGUUACUUCAGAAUGUCGGCCCAGAGGUACUUGAUUGAGCCCCUGUCUGGUGGCGACGAGGGGGACCACGCGGUGAUGACUUUUAACGACAAGAACUCCACGCCCGCGGUGUGCGGCGUCACUAACACCAGCUGGAGCGACGACUUCGAACCCCCGACAAGCCGGAGCCGCUCCAGAUCAGCGGGUAUAUCUAUCAUCCAGAAACAAAAAUACAUUGAGCUCGUCCUUGUUGUUGAUAAUCGUGCGUAUGUGAAGAUGCAGCGAGAUCAGAUACGAGUGAGAAAGAGGAUAUUUGAAAUUGUCAACUUUGUCAACAUGGUGUACAAGCCACUGAGGACCUUCAUUGCUCUGGUGGGGCUGGAGAUCUGGUCCGCUCGGGACUUGAUCCAUGUGACCCCCCCGGCCGGGGCCAACCUGGGGGCUUUCAUGAAUUGGAGGAACUCUGAGCUGCUGAAAAAGAAAAAGCAUGACAACGCACACCUUAUCAGUGGUAUUGACUUUGAAGGAGGAACCGUGGGAUUGGCUUACAUUGGGACUCUUUGCUCGGGUCACUCUGUUGGAGUAACACAGGAUCACAAUGACCGGCCCAUCGCAGUGGCGGCAACCCUGGCUCAUGAGAUGGGCCAUAACCUGGGCAUGAACCAUGAUGACUCCAGCACCUGUGCUUGUUCUGGUGAGAGCUGCAUCAUGGCUCCAGCACUCAGCUGGAAUGUUCCUCGGUUUUUCAGUAGCUGCAGCAGCAACGACUACGAGAAAUACCUGCUGGGCCGCAGCCCCGACUGCAUCCUGGACAAACCGGACUACAGAACCCUGGAGGCUCCUUCAGUCUGCGGGAACGGUUUUUUGGAGAGAGGAGAACAGUGUGACUGUGGCAGUGUGGGGGAGUGCACUAACCCCUGCUGCAACGCCACCACCUGCACCCUGAAGGAGGGGUCUCAGUGUGCCGAGGGCGAGUGCUGUGAGGACUGUAAGGUCUCGCCUCGUACCACGGAGUGCCGCUGGAGGCGGGACGAGUGCGACCUGGCUGAGUACUGUGACGGGGAGAGCGCCACCUGUCCCGCGGACGUCUUCGCCGUGAACGGCCUCCGGUGCGGCGGAGACCGGGGAUACUGCCACAAAGGCCAGUGUCCACAGAGGGCAGACCAGUGUGUCAAAAUGUAUGGACCAAGCGCCAUAGAGGCCCGUCCAUUCUGCUAUAAACAGAACACCAGAGCAACCUACUACGCCUUCUGCAGGCGUCCUGCAAACGACAAGUUCCUCCCCUGCCAGCAAGAAGACGUGUUUUGCGGGAAGCUCUUCUGCCACGGUGGUAAUGACAGCCCCAACUACGGCCGCAUGGUGAGGGUCUCCGACUGCAAGGCAGCUUUCUUUGCGGACUACACCAAAGACUACGGCCAGGUGGACACCGGGACGUAUUGUGGGGAUGGAAAGGUGUGCAGCCAGAACGAGUGUGUGGAGCUUGAGACAGCGUACAGAAAUGUAAACUGUUCAGCCAAAUGCCCAGGCCAUGCUGUGUGCAAUCACAGAAGUGAGUGUCAGUGUGAGCCCGGUUGGGUGCCUCCUCACUGCGAUUCCAAGGAUGGAGAUUUUGGAUCUCUUUCACCUGGAGCAACCGCUGCCAUCGUGGUGACGGUUAUACUAGUGGCUUUAGGUAUCAUUGCUGGUGUGGUAGGAAUCAUCUGGAAAAGGCGGCAAAGUCCUGUGUUGCCAACAGCACACACCCAGAGGAAGCAGCCAGCAGUGGACAGCUCCGCUCACCGCCUCAACAAAGGGCCAUUCCCUAGUCAGCCCGUGCCAGUGCAGGCUGGAAGGCUGAAACCCAAAGGAGCAGCACCUCCACCGCCUCCAGCAGGGAACAGACCAAAACCCCCGGGCCAGAACUACACGGCUGCACGCCAGGCUCUGAGGCCGGUACCUCCACCAAAGGUCUGAUGUCCGACACAGUGCCACCUACUAGUAAACCAGAGGAGACGCAGCUCUGUCCAUUAACCCCCAACAAGAGGCUGCUGGUAAUCCAGACAAGUUUUUAUCAAAGGCGUCCUGUCACGGCCGUUCCCUCUGCAGGAGUGUGCAGGAGGGACAGACUGGACUUUAAAUUGUUACUUGCAUGAUAUGCACUGAGGUCUCAUUACAGGGAUGUACUUAAGACACUUUUUUUUUUUAUACUAUAGGGUUUUGGUUAGUGCAAUUAGAAACAGCUCCGGCCCUGAAUGUGAGCCAUAUCGUUUUAUACAUGGUGUUAUUUUGUCACAAUAACGGCAAAGCAUACCGACUGGAUUUGUUUGUUGAACAGUAUUCUGUAGUAGUCUGUUGAUAUUUUAUCUCCAAAAUAUCCUGAUGGUCUAACAUUUCUGGCGCUCAGGUGCAUUAUCGUGCAAUCGGAUAGAAAUACUCACUCAAACAGUGAUUGUGAGGACUGCAUUUAUCCUGCUGUUCUGUAAUGUGCUUUCUUUUAUUAAAAUACUAUAAAAUAGUAAAAGGCAAAACAGGAACCAAUAAAUGUUGGAAGAUAGAGUUUCCAAUUAAAUCACAUGUUUUAACCACUUUUAUAAUCUACUUUUAGGACAUUUAAAAUCGGCACACUGCUUGAGAUUUAACCAAAACCUUUAACAGUGUAGGUUGUGCUUUAUCAUCCUCGCUAAUCUGGUUCAGACUUUUGCUACGCACACUUGUGUCUAGUGAUAUAUAAUAGUGCUGCUGCUGGCCUCAAGUGAGUUCACUGUGUGAACAGGUACGUAAAGGGUUAAAGAUCUUGUGAGCUUAAUAUCUACAUUUCAAAUUCAGUACUGAAGGUGAUGGUUUUUUUGUUGUAAUUUUUUAAACCUUCCAUGGCUCAAAAGCGCUGCCUAAAUAUUUCAUACAAACCAAAUCCUUGUAACUAGUUAACGGUUAGAUUUGAGUUACCAUGAGGAUUACUGUAUACAUAUGAAAACACAAAGCACUGUGUUCCUGUGCUGUGUGAAAGAACGCCGUAAGGCCUUUGACUGAAUAUCACUCCUCUCUGCUUUAACAGCUCUCGAGCAAGGCAUUAACCCCCGACUACCCUCGGGGUUGCACUGGGCAUCUCCAAGCAAGAAUGUCUGAUAAAACUAAAAUGCUUCAUGUAAAUUAACGAUGGAAAAUAAACCAGAUUUUGUAAAAAUUCAUUGUGUGCAAAAAAAACAGAGAAAACAUUUGUCUUAAAGCUGCAUUGAUUGUUUUCUGUUCAUGCUUUGUCCUCUUGGGAGCAGCGGAACAACCAACGCGACACUGACAUCAGUAAUGACGUGUUGUUGGAGGUCAACCCUGGAAGUUAGCUCCCACUGGUUCCCUCGAACAAAACGCCAAUCGGAUCUUUCUGUUGGAUCUUUGUAGAAAAUUCGUUCUGUGGCAAACACAGGUUCAGGCAUUUAACCAAAAACUAAUUCAAAAAAACUGGAGCCCGGAAGUGUAAAAAAUGCGAAAUCAUUUCUGUGUUUUAGGACUCAUUCCUGCAGCACCUUUAUAAAGAGGCAAUCAAAAUUCAGAGACCUUUAUUUGGAGGCUCUAAAGUUCAAAAUGAUCUGAUGCAGCUUAAAUAGAGCUAAAUACAAGAUUCGGAGCAAAUCUUGCGAUUCCACACAGCUCUCAACGUGGUGGCGGCUCGCAGCUAACGGUGCUAAGAGCGCCAACAGUGCAAACGAGGGCAACAGUGCUGACAGUGUUUACCUGAGGGGGAAGCCGGAGGGCUGCAACGACAGAACAGGAUGUUAUCCUCACCGUAUGAGAGCAGUGCAGAGCGGCGACCGCAAGCUAGCCAGUUGGGCACACGCGCUAACAUGCUGGCUACAUAAACAAAGCACACAGAAAGUUGUAUUACAACACAGAUAGACAUUAUACUACUACCUUUACAUUACAAACAGCGGUUUGCUGCUAUAGUAACACUCUGAACAUCAUAUAGAGAAGCAUAAGGUAAAAUAAUAACAGACAUCCAAGACGAGUCAAAUAAAACUGUAUUUGAAUUUUAUUCUUUUGUUUCAAGUGAUACAUCUACGUAAAAGAUUUCAUGGCCUCGCAUGACAAAUACGGUACAGUUUUUUUUUGUUUCCACCCUUUUUUACAGCUAUCAUAAGAUUCUUAAUGAACAAUAACGUUUUUUACAUUCUGUGAGAUAUGUAAUAGGACCUAACAGGAGGUCAGCAUACUGUACGGCUCACCCAAUAAAGCCUCAACUUUAAAACAAAACCAAAAUACUUCAUCUUUAGGGAGCUUUCCCAGAAGCCUACUGAACGUAACGGCAAACAACAAGAUUUUGCAAAUGUUAAGGAUAUCAAGAUUAAUGUUACGGACAUUGAAUCUUUAAAAAUCAUGUGUGACUGAAAGUCUCGCCACACACACACACACACACACACACACACACACACACACA
This is a messenger RNA of Anarrhichthys ocellatus (wolf-eel), 5087 nucleotides long. RefSeq names its product zinc metalloproteinase-disintegrin-like brevilysin H2a. The transcript is spliced from 23 exons. NCBI's taxonomy places the organism in Eukaryota, Metazoa, Chordata, Actinopteri, Perciformes, Anarhichadidae. The record is from RefSeq and is a predicted model, not a curated record. The coding region runs from base 320 to 2632 and encodes 770 amino acids. Gene Ontology annotation, cellular component: plasma membrane. Gene Ontology annotation, biological process: proteolysis. Gene Ontology annotation, molecular function: metalloendopeptidase activity.